Pteropus alecto (black flying fox) is the source of this 5673-nucleotide messenger RNA. RefSeq names its product centrosomal protein 68 (gene CEP68). The transcript has 7 exons. Bases 177 to 2462 code for a protein of 761 amino acids. NCBI's taxonomy places the organism in Eukaryota, Metazoa, Chordata, Mammalia, Chiroptera, Pteropodidae. The record is from RefSeq and is a predicted model, not a curated record.
GCCAGUGCUCGGUUCCGCCCCAAGCGCUCGGACUCCGGCUCUCGGGCCACGGUCUCCAUCUGGGACCCCCGCUUCUGGGUGGUCGCACGGUGUGGCUGUGACCAGGCUGUGGCGUCCGAAGCAUUCGAUGCGCGGGAGCUGAAGGCUUCAAGGAACCUUGACCUAGGGACUUGUAAAUGGCCCUGGGGGAGGAAAAGGCAGAGGUGGAGGCAUCCACGGACACAACGUGCCCAUCUUGUGGGAGGCGGAGCUGUAGGGAGCAGGAGGUGGAUAUCCCAGGGCCUGUGAGUGGGGAGCAACCGCCACGCCUGGAAGCCGAGGGAGGACCUGCUUCCUCUGUGUGGGGGACAGAAGGGCUACCUGCCCCUGCCUGCUGCACCUCUGGAGCCUGCCAGCCACAGGCCAGCAACAUCAGCAGGGAACCGAUAGCUGGUGUGUCUCAUCCUACUCUCGAUUGCCUGCUUCCUCCUGGCGUGGAGACUGGUGAUCUUCUGCACUCUGUGGGAAGCCUGAUGGAGGAGACCAGGCUUUCUGCCUCAGAGGAGCUACCUCAGACUCUCACUGUUCCCAGAUCCACAGCUCUUUGCUCAGGACAUGAUGCUGAUAUAGAAGAUGACCUAUCCCCAGUUGAGUCACCGCGGGUGCUGGACCUCAGCCAACAGCCUCACAUCUCAGGUUUCCCUUUCUCCUCGAAGUGGAGGUCCACCGUGAGCCCAGGUGCUACUGCUCCUCAGUUUUCCAGCUGCAGCGUCUCUGCCUCAUCCCCGGGCAGCAGUCUCCAGGGUCAUCAAGAGAAGGCGGAGCCUCAGAGUUGCUCCCUUGCCAAGGUCUCCUCCUCCUUAGAGCUGGCCGUCCCCCAGUUGGCCCCCUCUGUGGUGGUGCCAGGGCCUCGGCUCCAGUGGUCUCCACAGCCUGUGUCUUCUGGGGGUGAUGCGCCUGGGCUGGGCAGGAGGCGCCUCUCCUUCCAAGCCGAGUAUUGGGCCUGCGUGCUGCCGAAUUCCCUGCCCCCUUCCCCCGACCGCCACUCCCCACUCUGGAACCCAAACAAAGAGUAUGAAGACCUGCUGGACUACACUUAUCCCCUUAGGCCCAGGUCUCAGCUCUUAAAGCAGCUUGACAGUCAUGUGCUGGCUGAUCCUGUCCUACAGGACUCGGGUGUAGACCUGGAUAGCUUUUCUAUCUCCCCAGCAAGUACCCUAAAGUCACCCACUAAUGUCUCCCACAGUUGCCCACUAGUGGAGGCCACUGCCCUGCCAUUCUCUGGGUCCAGAGAGCCAAACCUUAAGCAGUGUCACUCUAAAGUGCCCCAGAAGCGAGGCGGCGUGGGGUUGGCAUCUCAUAACCACCUCGCAUCUACCCCCAAGGCCGCAGGCAGUAAGGAUGCUCCUUGGGAGAGCAGAGAGCCAGUCCUGAGAUGUAUGAAGGACUGGCGACCUGUAGGCAAGCACCUCAAGGUGGGCUCUCCCCAGCAGAGGACAUGUGACAGAGGGUGGCCCUCAUCCAGGUCUGAAAGAGAGAAGAGGGCCAGCCAGGGUAUUCUGCGCCCUCCCUGCACGGAGCCUGGGUGGAGACCAGAAGAGGAGUUGGAAAGUGACGACGAGUAUCUUGCCUUGCCUCCUCGGCUGACACAGGUUUCUAGCUUGGUUUCGUGUCUAGGUUCCAGUCCAACCUUUGUGACCCUGCCCACUGGGGCUGCAGAAGGGCAGAGCUCCAUGGAUGUGUCAGACAGUGAUGGGCCCGCUUCCUUCCCAUCGGACUCCAGCCAAAGCCAGCUUCCCUCUGGGGUUGCCCUCAGAGGGUCCGGGGGCUCUGAGGGCCAGAACCACUCUUUGCUGCGCUCCUUCAUUCAUGCAAGGGACUCCGCAGGGGACGGGAGUCUGGUGAGCAGCCAGGCACUGGGCCUCUGCUCUGGACCACUAAGAACACGCUCCUCCUUGCCUGCUAUGUUGGACCAGCAGGCAUUCUCAGACCCAGAUGCUAAAGGGCAGCCUCCCCGAAGAGGAGGAGAGCAGGAGAAAGAAUCACUCAUGCAGUGUGUGAAGACAUUUUGCUGUCAGCUAGAAGAGCUGAUCCGCUGGCUAUAUAAUGUAGCAGACGUUACCAACCACUUGACUCCACCCAAGUCUGACCUUACAGGUCUCAAGUCUUCUCUGCAGCUUUACCGGCAAUUUAAGAAAGAUAUGGAUGAACACCAGUCCCUGACGGAGAGUGUCUUACAGAAAGGGGAGAUUCUUCUUCAAUGCCUACUGGAGAACACCCCAGUGUUAAAGGAUGUCCUUGGGAGGAUCUCGAAGCAGCCCAGCGAGCUGGAGAGCCAAGCAGAUCACCUGUAUGACACUAUCUUAGCCUCUCUGGACAUGCUGGCUGGCUGCACCCUCAUCCCUGACAACACACCACUGGCAGCACAUAGGAGUGCUGAUGUGACUGGGAUUAGCCUGGCAUCUUCUCAGGCAGAGAUGUAAUCUGUCAAAACCUGGCUGGUGGGAAACUUUCAGGAAGUCCUUGUAAGAGCCAUUUAACAUUGAUAUUAAGGGGUAAACUAUAAUGUACUAGCUUUCAAAUGCCUUUCACUUCUUCUCUGAAGUUAAGGGCUAUUGAGUUACUAUUAUUUAAAAUGAGCCCUUCCAAACUAAGGUUUUCCUUUUGGUGCUUCUCCACAAAGAGCAUAUGGCUUUGCAGUUUUUCAUAAAAUGCUAAUAAGGCUCAUAGGUCUUUCCUCCCACUCUGUUCCGUUAAAAAGAGCAGAUAGAGCUCCUAAACUAGUCCACCUGCUAAGAUAUUUAAAGAAGGCUGGUAUGAGAAAAAAUACCAAAUACUUGGUACUUACUCCCAGGCAUACAGGAGGACCCAAGAGUAAAUGCUUGGCCAGGAACGUGGGUCUUAUUAAUAAAGUGAAGCUUAGGGCUUCAGUCUCCAUCAGCCCACCUAACUAAUAUCGUAAAGGAAAAUGUACCAGGCACUUCAGGAACUACCAUUGAACUUAAGCAGGGCUAGGGAACUAAUCCACCUUAAGGGUACUUCUAGGAGGAUGCAUGCUGUCCUUUCCUACUCUCCUGUGGAAGAGGAGGUCAGGCGAGGGAAGGGCAUGGAUAAUUACAGAAAGUAAGGCUUUCUAUAGUGAAGGAUAAAAGGGAAUUCUUUGUUGCUUGAGAGUCAACGUAUAAAUACCUUGAUAGAAAUAAAUUCAGGAUAAACUAUUUAAAGCAUCAAUUCUGUAUCUUUUUAAAGCAAAAUUAUCAGCUAUUACUGGUAACCACAGAUUCUACAAGCAGCACUUAAAAAAAAAGUUCUACUGGGCCAUGAAGGAAUGUGUAGGAAAGCACAUUUUCUCUCAUGUUUUGAGUACUGCAGUGGGCUAAGACUUAAGGAAAAGGUUCUUACUUCACUUAAAUACAUGUGAGGUAAGCACUUAAAGGUCUUUUUUCAAACUCCUUCCACAUUCUCACUUGAGGAAGGUGCUUAAGAAAGGAAGAUCUUUUAAGUUUAUAAAAAAAAAUGAACAAGUCAUCUUGAACCCAAAAGUGAUGUUGGAACAGUAUAAUCAGACUUAUAAUAUCCCCUCAGAACAAAAUAUUUAUUCAAAAUUAUCCUCUUUAAAGGAAAUUAAGAACUUUCAUUUGGGGGCUGAGCCAUAUAAUCUCAUCCACCUCAAUAUGAACUAAAGUCUUAAUUAUUAAAUGUAACUUUUCUGCCUUCUCAGACUUUAUAGUCAUUGGAAACUAAAUGGUUAAAUUCUAAAGAUUAUAAAAUUCAAUAGUAGCUACAUAAAAUUCAGUAUUUCAAGUGCCUGCUGCUACUGUGGUAUGAUUUACCAUAAUGUUCAAAGGCAUGAUCAGAGUUAUUAAACCAUGUAUUAUUCUCCCUGUAUUAUGAUUCUCUGUAUUAAUCUUGGUUCCAUAGACUUUAAAAGACAAAACACCUCCCUAGCAAAUAAUUAUAUAUGUAAAAUAGUCAUAAAAGCCUAGAAUUGAUUAAAAAGGCAGAUAUGUCUAAUGACCUGUUUUUAAAAUUUGAUAUGUUUUACCUUCUCUUUGAUAUGGUUUUAAAUUGCUACAUGUCUUUCCACUGACUCUGUUACACUGGAUAGCCCUUAGGAGUUAAACCCAUUUAUUUACUAGUAUUCGAUAGUCAUGAAAAUAAGUCUCUAGCAAAAAAAAUUGAAGGUGACAACGCUAUAGAAAUAAACUGGCCAAUGUUAUAGUAAUUGAAUGCUGAAUAUGCCAUUCUAUUCCCAUUCAGCCUAUUUAUAAUCAGCUUUGACUGACAGGAAUUUACACAGGGUAUUUUAUUUCAGAGUACCCUGUUUCCCAAGAAAGUACUACUUCACCUUGAGAUGAUCUAGGUGAUUUUGUUUAUCUCCUUUGAAAUAAGGUACAACCGAUUGAAGGGUGCUUACUCUGGACCUCGCUGUGAAUACCACUGAAGAAUAGCAACACAACUGCUAAUUAUACCUUCAGCAGUGCUAUAAAAAGUUGAAGGCCUCCCUUAAAACUGAAGCUAAAUUUGUUUUAGCUUAGGAAGUUGCUGCCAGCAGCAUUUCCAUCAGCAGACAUGGCCUGGUUAGAUUCAGGUGCCUGGCUGGCCAGUGUGUAGUGGUACAUAUUAGCCUUAAGGACAAUGGUGGCCUACAGUGACAUAAGGGUUGUUAUGAAAUCCCAAGUUUACCUGUAGUAAAAUUCCCUAGUAGUCCCUUUAAAUUAGAAUUUAAGUCCACAGGGAAGUGGCAGCACUAAGUUGUAUUGGUAGUUUGAAGACCUGGGUUCCUGCUGCAGCUCCAUGACUAAGUUCAUCUGCAAAUAGGAGAUAAUGUCAGUAUAGGAUUGUUUUGAAGUUUUAAUGGGAAGAUAAAGAAGGGUUGGUGUAAUGGCAUCUUGUUUGUAUGUUAAAGGAAGUUUCAGUCCAAGGUCAAAGAACAGGAAGUUAUUGCUCAGACUGGAAUGACUUAUUCUGCAGGCAUAUCCCAGAGAGAACACUGCUUACUUUUAGAAGUCUUAACUUAUUAGUAAGCUAAUUCACAGCAGCCCCUUAGAUUUAUAAUGUGAUGAGCGAUAAUUCCCUUUAUUCACUUAAAGCCCAUAGUAGCUUGAAAUGUGUGUACUUGAAAAUGGGGGUAUAUUGGCAUAUUCAUAAAAGCAAAUAGUGGAGCAUGCUGAAACAUCUUGUGGUAAGCCCGUCUUUACUGCAAUGGGAGAACACCACUAGCAUUUUCAAAGCUAAGUAAUGUAAAUAUACUUACAUCUUAAAUUCACAUCAUGUUUUAUGCUAACUCAUCAAGAAUAAGCUGACAGUGUGAACAACUUGCUAUAUAAAACUGAAGUGUGUGGCAUCACAUCUAACAUUUGUAUCAUUUAUCUACUUUAGAAAAUAGUUUCUGAAGUCUUUCCCCCUUUAUACUAUAAGGCAAAAAAACAGAUCUUUUGAAGCAUUUUUUAAAAUCUUCACCCAAAUAACUAUUCGAUAACUUUAAUUUUUCAGUUGCCUUAUGAGAGGAUGAAUAGAUCCAACAAGCACAUCUAUAAUACAAAGUAAACUAUGAUUUUAUUGUGAAAUUCUCAUAGAUGGAAAAUUAAAUUGAAUAUUCUGUCCAUUUCAUUUUACAAUAAUCUUACGACUUAUUUUUGUACCAUGUAUUUAAAUUGCCUGUUUAGUGAAAAUAAAGAAACCUAUAAUUUU